This is a messenger RNA of Coccidioides posadasii C735 delta SOWgp, 1172 nucleotides long. RefSeq lists its product as uncharacterized. The record is from RefSeq and is a predicted model, not a curated record. NCBI's taxonomy places the organism in Eukaryota, Fungi, Ascomycota, Eurotiomycetes, Onygenales, Onygenaceae.
CAUUUAUUGCCAAUACACCUAUCUAAUCUCUUAUUUUGAGGACCAGUGCUACCGAGAGCAAGCUCCAAAGGUUACGUGUCUCCUUUCAACAGCUCCUAUCCACAAUGCGUCUCUCCUCGACCCUCGUCCUGCUUCCAGCGCUUGCUGCAGCGCAGAAUCAAUUUCCAUUUGCAGAGCAACUGCAAGGACUGAUAGAAAAAGCGAAGUCUUUCCUUCCGACCGCUCCGGCCGUUGCUACGCCCCCGGAACAGUCCGCUGCCCCUCCAGUUGUACCCAAGAGAAAGAAGGACGUGGCCUCCGUGAAGUUAAGCAAUUGGCAAUCACUACUUGCGCCUGUUCCGGCCGACGCGUCACAAGAAGCGCGAGAAUGGCUCGUCUAUGUCACUGGAGGGAACAAGACGUGUUUCGGGCGUUGCGGACCUGCAGACAAAGCCUGGAAUGAGUCGAUUCCUCUAUUUGCGACGGACCUUACCUCCCCUUCCCUGGGUGUUCUUGACUGCGAGAAGGAAGCCAUACUUUGUUCCAUUUGGUCUGCUGGUGCCCCUUCACUGUGGUACUUCCAGAUUCCCGUCGCCCCAGAGGCCGAGCAGCCUAAACCUGCCACUUCGAUCCACACUUUGCACGUGAACGUUACCACAGUCACGGCGGAAGACAUCUACAAGGUCCAUUCCGAGAAACGCUGGGAGAAGGUCCCCGCGUAUGAGGGUGCCUUUCACCCGAUGGAUGGCUGGCUCGCCCAGUACGGUCUUAAUGUGGUUAUUGGCUACAUCGUUUUCGGAAUCGGCCAGGUCCCGAGUUGGCUUAUGAUGGUUGGUGUUAGUUUCAUCAGUCGAUCGAUGAUGAGCCGCCGACUUGGUCCACAGCAGCAGCAACAGCAACGGAGAGCAGCUGCUGCACCCCAGGCUGCAGGAACGCAGUGAACGCGCUUUGCUCUUUUCCCUGAAAAAAAUUGGUUCUUUUCCUUUUUUUCCCCAACCUCUACGGGUUACGAAUCUCCGGUUCUUCGAAAUGUUUUGCGAUGCUCGAUUGUAGAUAAUGAGGAUUUGGACUGGAUGAAAGCCACUUUAUAUCAAUGAUUAAUUGGAGGGGCUAGACUUAACUAUGUGAUUUCUUCAUGUAUGUAUUUGUUAGUUUUCAAUGGAGUUCACGAGUAUGUGAUCAUCUUUCUCGAC